UGUCAAUGACUCAUAUCGAAACUGCGGGACUUGUUUACAUUCGUUUCCUUAGGCUUACUGUGUGUGUAUUUCUUUCAAAUGAUAACACCUACUUUGAUUAACUAGAGGAUAUUAAACAAGAUGGACGAACAGGGUUACUGACUGACUGACUAUUACAACUAAAGCUGAAGUUCUGUUACCAACAGACACCAAACAGAAAACGAAAUAACGGAAGUUUAAUCGGUGAAGGUUGAGCUAUGGCUGAACGUCACGAACAGAAACGUAAGGUAGUGGAGAAGAUUAAACUCGUUCUUGUUGGCAACAUGGACGUGGGAAAGACCAGCCUCGCUGUCAGAUUUGCCAGAAGUGCAUUCGACGAAAAUCACGGGAGCACCAUUGGUGCGAGUUUUCUGGCCAAGGCGGUGGAAAUGUCAGAUAAAACCAUCAUCUUUCAUAUCUGGGACACUGCGGGCCAGGAGCGAUUCCACAGCUUGAUCCCCAUGUAUCUGAGAGACGCCAGGGCAGCCAUUGUCCUCUACGAUAUUACCGACGAAAAUUCGUUCAAAAAUGUGAAAAAUAUUUGGAUGCCCAAACUCCAGAAAGACGGACCAGAAAAUCUACAAGUCGCCAUCGUGGGUAGUAAGUUAGAUUUGACGCAUCUUCGUCAAGUUGAUAAACAGAGAGCUGAGCAUUUCGCGCAGAAGUACCGCUGUCUGUUCACAGAAACUUCCGCCAAAACUGGAGCUAAUGUCGAAAAACUGUUUUAUGAUAUCGCGGAUUCUCUCAGUGAUACGGCGACCCGAUCUCACGGAGUCCUCCGAUCUUCGACGAUUCAUCUCGACGACUCCGACAAUGAGGACCAUCAGGUCAAGGAGCGCAAGAAAUGCUGUGCAGAAUUUUGACCGCAUUAAAGAGGGAUUCUCACACUUGCUAAAUGCGCCAACAAAAUAGACUACAAGAGCUGAUCAAGAAAAUAGUUUGAGAAGACGUUAGUGAACUGACAAAAACGUCCCAACCUGUGAAAAGCUCAAUCCAAUGAAAUUUUAAGAAGGAAAACAGGCACUUGAUUGUAUUUAGGAGGGUCGGGUCUCGUGGUUGCCCCCCCCCACCACCACCACCACCACCAAAUCCCCACCCCGCCCCUGGAUCUUCCUCUAAAACAGUUUGUCCAGCCCGUUACGUGUUCGUUCUAUACCACGUUUCAUUGAUUUUUUGGUAUAUAUUUGAUUUAUGGCUAGGUAUUUAUAAAUCUUGGAGAACAGUAACUUGGUUCAGUUUGGCGGACGUUUUUAACAAUAAAAUGAUAGUAAAAUAGCUUUCAGCAGCCAGCGGUAGUUGAAGGGAAUCGCCAGCAUAAUGAAUGUGUGAAGUCACAUUAUAUGCGAUCUGGUAUGUCAAAGUCCGUGGCAUGUGCUGUCUUAUCUAGGGCUAGUGCGGGUUUCGUUUCAGAAGUACCAAAGGUUUGACAUCCAAUAGUGUAUGAUUAAUUUAUCAAUAUGCUCAACUGAUGUCGUUAAAGAAAAUAAACAUUAACUUUCGCUCGUCACAUACCAAAACUGUUCACUCAUUUCAUACAA
Molecule: messenger RNA, 1556 nt
Organism: Gigantopelta aegis
Lineage: Eukaryota; Metazoa; Mollusca; Gastropoda; Neomphalida; Peltospiridae
Product: ras-related protein Rab-5A-like
Exons: 6
Coding region: 237-881 (214 amino acids)
Molecular function (GO): GTPase activity; GTP binding
Source: RefSeq, a predicted model, not a curated record